Messenger RNA from Epinephelus moara (kelp grouper), 1786 nucleotides. RefSeq names its product insulin-like growth factor-binding protein 3. The coding region runs from base 33 to 920 and encodes 295 amino acids. Gene Ontology annotation, molecular function: insulin-like growth factor I binding; fibronectin binding; insulin-like growth factor II binding. Lineage: Eukaryota; Metazoa; Chordata; Actinopteri; Perciformes; Serranidae. The transcript has 4 exons. The record is from RefSeq and is a predicted model, not a curated record. Gene Ontology annotation, biological process: regulation of insulin-like growth factor receptor signaling pathway. Gene Ontology annotation, cellular component: extracellular region.
ACAGUGCGCGCGCUUCCUCACUUUGACACCCUAUGCUCUCAGACGCCACAAUGGAUUCCUGUUUUCGCGCACUUUGCAUGACUUUUGUUCUGGCAUCGUUCACCCGGAGGUCAGGUGCGGUCGGACCGGUUAUCAGAUGCGAGCCAUGUGAUGUUGGAGCGCGGCUUUUGUGCAAACCUUUACCCAAGGACUGCGCCGAGAAGGUCCGCGAACCGGGCUGCGGCUGCUGCAUGACUUGCGCGCUGAGCUUCGGCCAGCCGUGCGGCGUGUACACCGGGAGAUGUGGCUCCGGGCUCACUUGUCAGCAUCAGCCCGGUGAGACGAAACCUCUGCAGGCUCUGCUGGAGGGACGGGGGGUCUGUGCAAACGCUACAAAUAGGCGACUUACAGCCAGACCGACACCUCCAGUCAAUGAACUGCCAGCAGAGAAUGUACAGACUCAGGACGAGGAGAGGAAUUCCACCGGCUCAGGCUUUCAGACCUCGUACAGCACCCACAGACCCAUGGGACCCCCGAGACCUCCGCUUCACCCCUACUUCCCCUCUGCCAAGUCAGAGGUCCUCAGACGGGAGCAGCAGAAACGAACCCAGAGCUUUAAAAUGGAGGAGCUCCCGGGACCACUCAUCACAGACCAACAAAACUUCUCUCUAGAGACCAAACAGGAGCCUGAGUAUGGUCCCUGUCGGAGAGAGAUUGAGAGCAUUCUCAGCAGCCUCAAGAUUACAGACAUUCUCAACCCCAGAGGUUUCCGCAUACCAAACUGUGACAAGAAGGGCUUCUAUAAGAAAAAGCAGUGCCGUCCAUCCAAAGGCAGAAAGCGAGGCUUCUGUUGGUGUGUGGACAAAUACGGGCAGCCCUUGCCAGGUUUUGAUGGGAAGGAGCGAGGAGACGCCCAGUACUACAACUCUGAGAGCCAAUAGGAGCAGAGCGGGAUGGAGGGAGGGAGGGUGGGAGUGAGAGCAAGAAGAAUUGUAAACAAAUGGAGACACUGAGGAUAUUGGGAGAGGUCAAGAGAUGGCUCAGCCGAUAAAUGGAUGUUUGCUAUUUCUAUCUGUUGCCUGUGGGACCUUUUUUCUGAGGCAGAGCAAGGGAACAGAGGAAGAGUACCAGGAGGGGGAAGAAAACGCCUCUGUGUCACAGAUACUGUACUUUUAUGCGAUGGAUGGAUUCUUCAUAAGCUUUUUGUCUCUGACCCAACCAGGACAACUUCUGAGAAGAGGAUACACUUUAAAGAAUUUGUCUCAGAAGCCUUAUUCUGAUUCUAAAACACAGAGACGCUCGUCACAAACAUUGAUGAGAGUGCUCUUCAUUUACGCACAAUUAAGUGGCAUUGCACACGUGUACAUGCUUGUGAUGUGUAAUCAUGAUUUGUAUGCUUGUGAUUUGUUAUAAAGACAAUGUGUGUGGUGGUCACCGCAACCACAAAAUGUAUGUAUGUAUGAAUAUGUCCGUAGGAGUAAGCAUGCAGUGCCUUACUAUUCCUAUUCCUAUGAAUUCCAUUCUUCCGGUUGCUUCCUGCUUCUCAGGGAGUUGGACUGGACUGUGCAGCUCAAACACCACAGUGCAUAUAAAGUUUUUUUAAUGCUGGAUCUGAAGCAACAAGAGUAAUCUGUACUGUGGUUGUUACUGUUUUUUUGUCACUUUGCAUAAGCUGAAUUUUUGGGAUAAAGGCCACAAACCGUUAUCUCUGAUCUCUGUGUUGCCAGAGAUCAUUGUCAUCACUUGCCUUGGUUUAAGUAAAUACGCUGUUUGCAUGUACAAUGCAUCCCUCAGAGGUCUAUUUUUA